This is a messenger RNA of Monomorium pharaonis (pharaoh ant), 1598 nucleotides long. RefSeq lists its product as uncharacterized. Bases 25 to 1548 code for a protein of 507 amino acids. The record is from RefSeq and is a predicted model, not a curated record. The transcript has 6 exons. NCBI's taxonomy places the organism in Eukaryota, Metazoa, Arthropoda, Insecta, Hymenoptera, Formicidae.
GUAAAUGUACGGCUUCAUACAGAGAUGACUUCAAAAUUUUGCAUCGUCCAUUUUAUGGAAGAAGAAACUGUAGAAGUUGUACCGGAUUUCUGGAUUUCGGAAUCAGAUGGAACAUCACAAUGUCACUGGCCCAAUACACCUUUUCCAGGCAAGAAUGUUGUUCAAAGGACAAUUCCUCAUCAAGAUUGGUCAAUCCAUCAGUGCAGAAUUCUCGGCACAUUUGAUGAUUUCAACACAGCUCGUUUGAAUCUAAAAGAUGCAGAAAUUUUGUCGGAUUUUCCGUCAAAAAAUGUACAAAUACCUGACAAACGAUUACAUAAACGUAAUCGCCGAUAUAUUAGUGAUGAUUCAUCGAGUGAUGUAAACACUAAAAAGAAAAAGACAGAUUCCUUGCGUUCGUUCAAGGCUUCCGUACAUUCAGAUAAUGCUUCAAGCAGUUUGUCAAACGACGAAGAAGAAAAUAGACAAAAAAAGUUAAAUGUUCAAAUACCUAAAUCCUUCGAAGAUAAAUACAAACGAAUUCAGAAAGCAACUGCUGCCUGUGAUGCACCGACGAAAAAGAGUGCAACUUCGUCCACAAAGUCACUUUUUUUAUCACCGCAAAAUUAUCGCAAAGUCGUCGAUGAAGGUUCCUCACAAAAUCAUUCGGCCACCGAGGAUUUUAUACAUGUUUCAGAUAAUUCUUUAAGCAAUUCGUCAAACGAUGAAGAAAAAGAAAAUAAAAGGCAAAAAGAGUCAAAAGUUCAAAUAUGUGAAACCUUCGAAAAUAAAUACAAAGCCUUCGAAGGUAAAUACAAUCGACUUAAGAAGAAAAUUAUUCUUACUCCAUGUGAAGCAUCGACAAAAAAGAGUGCAACUUCGUCCAUAAAGUCAUCUUUUUCAUCACCGCAAAAUUAUCGCAAAGAUAUCGAUAAAGAUGAUGCUCGUCCAGGAUGCAGUACAUGGGAUAAUACUCUUCAAAGAGAACAACGAGCGAAGUCGUCAAAUAAUAAAGUAAAAUCCCAGAUGUCAAUAUAUACCGGUGAAACUGAAUUUGAAAAACGAGUUAUUCGUGACUUAACACGAAUAAAACAUGAUGUCAAAGAAAUUCGUGAUAUAACUGAACUAAUAUACGAAGAAAAGUUACGCAAUGAACCAGAUGUUUCUCAAAGAAAUGUCUUGAACGCGAGACAGGAAGAAUUGGAAAACUUUUUACCAGUUUUUCCAUUGAAAACGCUAAAUGAUUGGCAUGAAUUUGAGACAUUAUUGUCAAACAACGCUGCUGCGCGUGAACAGCUUGAGAAAAUGUUUUCCACUCGUGGGGGAAAAAAUGGUGCUGAGCGUAUUCGACGAAUAUUACGAGCCGUGUUUUCGCCUUGUGUAGCAACAAAAAUAUCCUGGCAAGGACUCAAAAAGAAUGAAAAGUUCAACGGAACUUUCGUUUCACGUGCAUUAUUUAUUUCUGCAAAGCAGCAUUUCAAUAUUGACGAUAGGAAUGUGGAGUUAACCAUAAUUAACUGGUUCCGCCGUUCGUCUGAGAGGAUAAAAAACCCAGAAGACAAUAUCUGAAUGUAUAUUAUAUACCUACCUGAUAAAAUAAAACUUAAUUGUUUGUUUUU